AUGUUUGCACUUGGCACUGUACUUUGCCCCACAUCUUCACCAUCAGUGAUCGGGAACUAUUUAACUUUCUUGACGAUCCCAGGGAAGAUAGAGACCAAGAACUGGGCCGACCAUGGAUUCAACUUCUUAUGUGAAGGUGUUAGGCCGUUCCAAGCGAAGAAAGUUUCAUAUGUAAAUGGGUCACUGCUUUUUCUCCAACUAUUCUAUUUCGAUUCAAUUCUCCAUGGUGGAGUAUAUGUUGAUAAGUCUUUGGAUCCCAUUGUGUCAUGGGACAAUAAGUCGGUGUGGAAAAUGAUUAAAUGGGUUAGAAAGCAAGGUGGGUUUGAUAGUCCUACCGUUCAGGUUGUUUCAAAGCACCGUCCAACGAAUGAAGUGUCCGGAGUCAACGUUGAAAGAAUUGUUGAACAAGUUGCUAUCAGAUUGGCGCCGGUAAUACAGGCGGAGGUGAAGCGAUCAGUGUUGGAACUCACCAACAAGGUAAUGAGUGAAAUGAGAUCCUUCAUGAAAGACGCAAGACAACAUCUUCAUCCAGCACAUGAAGAUGUAAAUGAAACUGAGGACGGGGCAUUGAAAAUACGAGAUCAAGGUGUUGAGAAUGUUGUGAAGAAGAAGGGUGAAGAAUGUAGCCAAUUAAAGGAGAAAGGUGCAGUUGAUGAAAAAAAUCCUUGGACGCCAUUACCGGAUGGACAGAGUUUCAGUGAACCCGAGUGCAGAGAUGAGUACAUACGGUAUCGCCACUAUGCGGACUUAUGUGAAGCGGAAGAACAACAUCGAACUUUGGAAAGGGCCAAGAUAAGGGUAGCAAACAUCUUUCCUCAGCCAUGGUCAGCGCGAAUACCAUAUUGGGCCGCUGAAAAUGAAAGUAAACUUGUGCGGAUACCCCGUGGGCAAGAUAGCCCAGAUCUACCAUUACCUGAUGGUGUCACCCAUGUCAUUGCUGAAGCUGCAACCGAGCUUUUGGACCUAAUUGCUGGGUUGAAUGCUGUACUAUUUUCAACUGCAUCGGAAGCAAGCGUAGAGAUCAGGCGCCUACGGCAAGAGAUUGAGAAAUUGAAGAACACCUCGGGAACAACCAUUGCGAGUUCGGGUCUUGUUCAACACGUCGUAGAUGAUGAUGUAGAACAUGAGUUUCGCACAAAAUUUAAACAUGACAUAGGUAGAAAAGGAAAGACCAAACUUGUGAUACAAGAAGAGCAUGAAGAAGAUGAGGAAGAGGAAGAAGAGGAAGAGGAGGAAGAAGAAGAGGAAGAGGAAGAAGAAGAGGAAGAAGAAGAGGAAGAUGAAGAUGAAGAGGGAGAUGACGAGGAAGUUUGGAUCGAAGACGGGGAUGAGGAUGAGGAUGAGGAUGCGGAUGAGGACGGGGCCGUAGCUAAGGGUAAUCCGGAUGCAGAACAACACUCCACAGACCAAAAACGCAAAGGUGAGAAAAGUCUUCGUUCACGUACCCCAAAGAGAAAGAAAACCAUGUAA
Prunus armeniaca (apricot) is the source of this 1470-nucleotide messenger RNA. The record is from the annotation of a GenBank genome assembly. NCBI's taxonomy places the organism in Eukaryota, Viridiplantae, Streptophyta, Magnoliopsida, Rosales, Rosaceae.